Molecule: messenger RNA, 2002 nt
Organism: Elgaria multicarinata webbii
Lineage: Eukaryota; Metazoa; Chordata; Lepidosauria; Squamata; Anguidae
Gene: RPH3A
Product: rabphilin 3A
Exons: 19
Coding region: 119-2002 (627 amino acids)
Biological process (GO): intracellular protein transport
Cellular component (GO): membrane
Molecular function (GO): small GTPase binding
Source: RefSeq, a predicted model, not a curated record
AGCCCCCAGCGGCAACUGGUCGCCCCACGGGAACCAGCCGGAGCGAGCGCGGAAAAACGAAGAGCUGACCGAUGAAGAGAAGGAGAUCAUCAACCAAGUCAUCGCGAGAGCUGAGAAGAUGGAGGAGAUGGAGCAGGAACGGAUCGGGCGCCUCAUGAACCGCUUGGAGGACAUGCGGAAGAACGUGGCAGGGGACGGAGUGAACCGCUGCAUCUUGUGUGGGGAACAGCUGGGUCACCCAGGGUCGCCGUGUGUGGUGUGCGAAGACUGCAGAAAGAACGUCUGCACCAAAUGCGGCAUCCAGACCACCAACAACCGCCCGCAUUCCAUCUGGCUGUGCAAAAUUUGCAUCGAACAGAGAGAGGUGUGGAAGCGCUCCGGCGCCUGGUUCUUCAAGGGCGUCCCGAAGCAAAUGCUCCCUGAACCGAUGCCCAUCAGCAAGGGAAAGCCGCAGCCGGCGCCGAGCCAAGCGGCCCCAUCCGCCCAAGGCCCGAAGCCGUAUUCCCGCCAGCCGAACCGCGGCCCACGGGAGGGGGCCCCCGCUGCUCCACAAGAAUCUUACGGUAAGGAACCUGCUGCUCCUCCUUCCAGCCAGGGCCAUUAUCCACCGCUUCACCGCAAACCUUCCGAGGCCAGGAUGCCACCGAGCGGCGGCGAGGGCGCCAAAAGCCAGGAUUACGCCGCCGAGAGCGAAGUCCACCGAAGCCCUGGAGGCCUCAAGAGAGCCAAUCCUGGCCAGGUUGCCGGGGCCAGGCCAUCUCCCCCAACUUCUAACCAGAGUCCAACCCCCCAGCUGGCUGAACAAGGACCUGCAGGAGGGGGCAGGCAAGGGGUCGGUCCCACUGGUCGCUUCACAGAAAGACAAGGAAGUCUUUCGAUGGCUCCGCCCCAAGCGGAUCCCAACUACUCCACUCUGGGGACAUCCCAGGAUGAGAGGGCUGGAUACUCUUCCCCCAUGGCUGAGAGGCCCAUGCGGCAGGUGGCUCCAUACAGCCAAGCUGCUGCCCCGCCCGCUGCAUCGACACCUGCGCGGCAGCCUCCUCAAGAGGAGGAAGAAGACGAGGCCAACAGCUACGAUUCGGAUGAAGCAACUACCCUGGGCGCAUUGGAGUUCAGCCUCCUGUACGACCAGGAAAACAGCUCUUUGCAAUGUCUCCUCAUCAAGGCCAAGGGCUUGAAGCCAAUGGACUCCAACGGGCUGGCUGAUCCGUACGUGAAGCUCCAUCUUUUGCCAGGGGCCAGUAAGUCAAACAAAUUGAGGACCAAGACUUUGAGAAAUACCCGGAACCCCAUAUGGAAUGAGACCCUGGUUUAUCAUGGCAUCACAGAGGAAGACAUGCAGAGGAAAACACUCAGGAUCUCCGUGUGCGACGAGGACAAAUUUGGUCACAACGAAUUCAUUGGGGAGACGAGGGUGGCUCUGAAGAAAGUGAAGGCCAACCAGAAAAAGAAUUUCAACAUCUGCUUGGAGAGAGUCAUCCCGAUGAAGCGUGGGGGUACGACUGGAUCCUCCCGCGGAAUGGCCUUGUACGAAGAUGAGAUGGGCCAAGUCGGUGACGUGGAGGAACGGGGGAAGAUCCUGGUGUCCCUCAUGUACAGCACCCAGAAAGGGGGGCUCAUUGUCGGCGUCGUGCGUUGCGUCCACUUAGCGGCCAUGGACGCCAACGGCUACUCGGACCCCUUCGUGAAAAUCUGCUUGAAGCCUGACAUGGGCAAGAAAGCGAAGCAGAAGACGCAGAUCAAGAAGAAGACCCUGAACCCGGAGUUUAACGAGGAAUUUUUCUAUGAUAUCAAACACGGCGACCUCGCCAAGAAAUCGCUCGAUAUAUCAGUUUGGGAUUAUGACAUUGGCAAGUCCAACGAUUAUAUUGGUGGGUGCCAGCUGGGCAUCACAGCCAAAGGCGAACGCUUGAAACACUGGUACGAGUGCCUGAAGAACAAGGACAAGAAGAUUGAGCGCUGGCAUGCCUUACAGAAUGAGAACCACGUGCCCAGUGACUAG